Anolis carolinensis (green anole) is the source of this 4317-nucleotide messenger RNA. RefSeq names its product amino acid transporter heavy chain SLC3A2. Bases 1008 to 2375 code for a protein of 455 amino acids. Gene Ontology annotation, molecular function: L-alanine transmembrane transporter activity; L-leucine transmembrane transporter activity; aromatic amino acid transmembrane transporter activity. Gene Ontology annotation, biological process: phenylalanine transport; L-alanine import across plasma membrane; L-leucine import across plasma membrane. NCBI's taxonomy places the organism in Eukaryota, Metazoa, Chordata, Lepidosauria, Squamata, Anolidae. The transcript has 9 exons. The record is from RefSeq and is a predicted model, not a curated record. Gene Ontology annotation, cellular component: apical plasma membrane; basolateral plasma membrane.
CCUCUAGACUGUCUGCUAUCUUUUUCCUUAGUUCCCUGUGGUUUUAUUCUUAUCCUUUAUUCUUAUCCUUUUCUCACCCCGAGUUUUAACUGAGUGUUAGUGCGGCCUGCCCUGUUAUAUUGCUCUUUGGAUUUUGUGUUGUACUGUAUAUGAUUCUUUAUUGUAUUGUUGUAACUGUAUUAUGAUAUGUUGUUUUUAUAUUGUGUUAUAUUGUAUUUUUCCCGGGCAUGGCCCCAUGUAAGCCGCCCCGAGUCCCCAUUGGGGAGAUGGUGGCGGGGUAUAAAUAAAGUUUUAUUAUUAUUAUUAUUAUUAUUAUUAUUAUUAUUAUUAUUAUUAUUAUUAUUAUUAUAUUGUAUGUACAUAUAAUUUGUAAGCCACUCUGAGUCCGCUUUGGGGUGAGAAGGGUGUGAUACAAAUGUAGUAAAUAAAUGCAGUAAAUAAAAAAUAAAUUUUAGACUUAGACUCACCCAAAGUCUGAAAUGACUUGAAGGCACACAACAACAACAACAACAACAACAACAACAACAACAACCCUAAUUAACUUGACUAUCUCAUUGGCCAGAAGCAGGAACACACUUCCCAUUGAAAUCCUGAUAAAUGUAUGUUGGUUAAAAUUGUUUUUAUUUUUAAAUAUUGGAUUGUUCUUUCAUUGUUGUUGUUGUUGUUGUUGUUGUUGUUUUUGCACUACAGAUAAGACAUGUGCAGUGUGCAUCGGAAUUUGUUUGUAUUUUUUUUUUUUCAAAUGAUAAUCCGGCCCCUCAACAGUCUGAAGGAUUGUGGACCGGCCCUCGGCUUAAAAAGUUUGAGGACCCCUGAUCUACACAGUAGAAUUAAUACGGUUUUGCAUUAUGUCAUUUUUUGUACACAAUGCAUAAGGUUGUGGAUGAACUUCAAUUGACAUCAUGCCGGGUUAACCCCGAAAAGGUCACAGUUUCCCUGGUUGUGGGUGAACUACAACUCCCAGAAAGGAAGGGCGCAUUUGGGGCCUCACCUGUCAUCUCCCAAGGAUGGGCCAAGCCGAAGACGUCGCGGCCACUUCCCAGGUGCCGGGGGAGCGUCUUCCCUUGCUGGCCCAAGCAGCACCGCCGACCAAGAUCUACCUGAGCCAGGAGGAAGUGGUGCUCCAGGCUGGUUCUGGCCCCUGGGCCGGGCUCCGCAAGGCCCUCUUUGGCCUCCUGGGGGCGCUUUUUGGCGGCAUGCUCCUCAUGGCCAUCCUGCUCUUGGUGACCAUGCCACGGGCAAAGCCACCCCUGGCCUGGUGGCAGAGGGCCUCCUUCUAUCACCUGCCCAAGACGGCCUUCCCGGACUCGGACGGAGAUGGCCAAGGAGACCUUGGAGGUGUGAGGGACCAGCUUGACCAGCUGUUGGAGCUGCCCAUCCAGGGACUCAUCUUGGGCUCCGUCUUGGAGGGCGAUGUGGCCAACCUGAGCUGUGUGCUUCCUGCCUGUGGCGCUUUGGACCCAUGGCGAGCGCUUCUGCGUGAUGCCCGGAAGAGAGAGAUCCGAAUACUCCUCGAAUUCCCCAUCUGUCAAGAAGAGAUGGAUCUGGUGGCCGAGCCCAACCAAACAAAGCAGCUUCUUAAGAGAGCAAUGCGGUUCUGGGACAGCGAAGGUGUGCAUGGAUUCCUGGUGAAGAAGGAGCCCACGCGGUGCCUGGAAAUGGUAUUGGAUGCAUGGAGCGAAUUGGACCAGGAGAUCCCACCGGUUCGGGGAGAGGAGAGGGUCCUGAUGGUUUGGGAUGAAAGUGAAGCCUGCAACGUCUCCCAUAAGGUGCCCAGCAGAGUCAUCCUCAUUUGCUAUAUUCCACGAUCUGGGAAGAACUUGUCAUCCCAGGCCAUCGUCCAGCGGAUGGAGAGGAUUUCGGGUGACCCAGGAGCACCGUGGCCCAGCUGGAUGGUGCCGCAGGGUCUACCGGUCGAUAAUGAUUUGGAGGAAAUGUUGGGGGUCCUCCUUCUCACCUUACCAGGAGUCCCUUUAUUGUCAGGAGGAAAGGGUUCCCCAAUUCAUCUGGAUAAAGAUUCCAUGGACGGAAGCACCAGCAGGCACCCAUUGGUGAACGUCUACCGCUCUCUUCUGGCCCUGCGAGCGAAUUCCUCCCCUCUUCGCGGGACCGGUUUUGCUCCGCUGACCCUCGCCGGCCCCUCCGAGAAAGUCUUGUCCUUCCUCCGGCCGGGAUCCUGCUCCGGUGUCCUGGUGGUCCUUAACCUGGGGUCAUACCCCUUCGAGCUCCACCUGGAGCAAGUGGGCAUCCCGGGCCCUGCUAAGGUCCUCUUUAGCACUCUCUCCAUGUCCAAAACAGAGGUCAACAUGGAAGUGGUCAUGGUGGCGCCCGGCCAAGCCGUCCUUCUUCGAGUGCCAAGAGGAUUGGGACAGUGACCCCAACCGGAAGCAAAAGGAACCCUCAUUGGCUGUGCUGUUGACUCCUUUGUCAGGGUGGGUUUUGAAAACAUCAGCUCCACAGCACCCUGAUUUAUUGGUGAUCCAUUGACUCUCACCAAUUCAUCCUGGGUCAGACUGCUUGCCCAUCCGGAGAAGCAGUACUGACAAAUGACACCUCAGUUGUAAAUCAGUUGAACACAGCUUUAUUCCAUAUAUAUACAAAGGUAUUUACAUGCUGUAAAGUCCAUCGCUAACAGCAGACAUGCUUUCUCCUUGCCGUUCAGCGAAGCACACAAACACUACUGAUAAGAGCACAUUCCACAGCAGAAGGACAAAUGUCCUGUCCUUUCGGAAGUCACAACCUAUUGGCUGUUGCAGGCUAUCACUCAAACUGGCCUGCCAUUAACACUAAAGAUGCUGGAACACAUGCCUGGUAUACACAGUUGUAAAAAGUAAAAACACUUGAUUCAUCAUUUCACACUUACACCCAAAAUAAACCAACAUCCUUCCCUACUGGUUGUUACAGACCCAGUCUUAACCAAUGGAAGAGUAAUUGCUUCCCUGUUAGUUGUCACAGACUCAAUCUUAACCAAUGAUAGAGCAACUACUUCCCUAUUAGUUGUCACACACCUAUCUUAACCAAUGGCAAAGCAAUUCAUUCCCUAUUGGUUGCGGCAGAUUCAAUCUUAACCAAUGGCAGCGCAUCUCCUUCCCUAUUGGUUGUCACAGACCCAGUCUUAACCAAUGGCAGAUUGACUCUUUCUCUAUUGGUUUUCACAGGCCCAGUCUUAACCAAUGGCAAAGUAACUCCUUCCUGAUUGGUUAUUGCCGAUCCAAUCUUAAGCAAUGGCAAAGCAACUCCUUCCCUAUUGGUUGUGGCAGAUUCAAUCUGAGCCAAUGGAAGAGCAAGUCCUUCUCUAUUAGUGAUCACAGAUUGAAUCUUAACCAAUGGCAGAGUAACUCCUUUUCUAUUGGUUAUCACAGAUCAAAUCUUAUCCAAGGGCAAAGCAACUCCUUCCCUAUUGGUUGUUACAGAUUCAACCAUAGCCAAUGGCAAAGCAACUCCUUUCCUAUUGGUUGUUGCAGAUUCAACCAUAGCCAAUGGCAAAGCAACUCCUUCCCUAUUGGUUGUUGCAGAUUUAAUCAUAGCCAAUGACAAAGCCACUCCGUCCCUAUUGGUUGUUGCAGAUUCAACCAUAGCCAAUGACAAAGCCACUCCGUCCCUAUUGGUUGUUGCAGAUUCAACCAUAGUCAAUGGCAAAGCAACUCCCAUCUCUAUUGGUUCUUCCAGAUUCAAUCUUAGCCAAUGGCAGAGUGACUCCUUCCCUAUUGGUUAUGGCAGAUUCAAUCUUAACCAAUGGCAGAAUAACUUCUUCCCUUUUGGUUGUCGCAGUCUCAAAUUUAACCAAUGGCAGAAUGAUUCUUUCCCUGCUCCUUGUUCUAAUGUCAAACUGCAUUAAUUCUACAGUGUAGAGGCAUCUAUAAUGUGAAAUGAAUGCAGUUUGGCACUGCUUUAAUGGCCAACCAUGGUUCAAUGCUAUGAUAUCCUGGGAGUUGUAGUUUGGACAAGUCUUCAGUCCUCUUCAGACAUAACUGCUCUGUGUGUGUUUACACACACACACACACACACAUUUGGGUGUAUUAUGAUUUGUACUAACUUGCAGAAAUAAUUUAAAUAAAGCUGUAAAGGAAUCCUGCCAAUUAGCCAGGACUGAAUGCCCAUUUGGAUACACAGUGAGUACAUUGUAAAUGGCUUGUUAUGCAUUUAAUAGGAUUUUUUUAAAAAGCAAUGCACACCCCAAUAUGGAUUUGCCACCCUCCGGUUAUUUCUGCAUCGAAGUCAAGAGGUAUAUAAUUAACAUAGUUGCUUGUAACUAGUUUUAUAAUAAAAUGUGUGCCUCAAGCAUCAGGACUAAGAAUAAAACGUCACUGGGCGAAU